Momordica charantia (bitter melon) is the source of this 2284-nucleotide messenger RNA. Its product is annotated as OVARIAN TUMOR DOMAIN-containing deubiquitinating enzyme 5. The record is from RefSeq and is a predicted model, not a curated record. Gene Ontology annotation, biological process: protein deubiquitination. Gene Ontology annotation, molecular function: cysteine-type deubiquitinase activity. Lineage: Eukaryota; Viridiplantae; Streptophyta; Magnoliopsida; Cucurbitales; Cucurbitaceae.
AGUGUGAAGUAUACGAAGACUGGGAUAUUGAAAGCAGGGAUGAAGAGUGGCUGGAAGGCGACGAUCGUACCCAAGAAUGUGGAUUAGAGUUCUAUGGAAAAUCAACCAAAAUGAAGAAAUUUCAUCGUGCAGGGAUUCAUCGAGAGCAGAGAAGAAAAAUUAUCAUAAAUCGAGUAUGAAGAAGUUAAGGAGGAGAGGAAGAAGGCAUCAAUCACAGCGGAACUCCAAAGGGAAGAAUGAAGAAGAAAUUGAAUAUCCAAUAAGGAAUCGCUGGACCGGUUCUGCACGGUGGUUUACCGAAGAAGAAACGGCGGAGAAGGAAGAGAGAACGUAUAUCGGAAAAUCGGCAACGAAAUGCGGAGACUGGGCGCGAGGGAUCAGGGAAGAUAGAACUUGCGACGAAGGUUGGAUGUCAGAAGAGAGGCCUGGCCACUGUCGGUGAGACAGAAGGGAAGGCGUUCGAGUAAUCGAAAAAUGGGGAAAUGGUCGAUGUCCAUGUCGAAAAUAGACAAAGGGAGAGACAAGAAAUCGAUGACGGCCAUCAUCGCCGGCAGGUGCUGCUAUGGUCGGAGAGGAAGAAGGGAUGGGGUGUCGUUGUAAAUUUCGUGACAGAGAUAGCAGAUCAUGUGAGAAAGAAAGAAAAAGAAAACCCUAAUCACGUGACCGAGAGGGAAGACUCUAGAAGCAUGUGGGGCCUUGGACUCUGUGGGCUGAUUGUUAAUGCAAUUGUUGAAACCCAUUUUCUCUUUAAGACAGAGAGCAUGAGGGAAGGAGUUUUGGGCCUCGUUGCUUUAGGUUUUAAACCUAAAAAUCAAAUUGGAUUGACACCAUCUUACCCACCCAUGUGAAGCGUUGUCCAACCUAGCCGCCACUACCUUCAUCUUCAUCUUCUCCACUGCUAUCACCACCGGCGUCUCCACUCAACCGUCGGUGCCACCGCAAACACGCUUCUCCAUCGUCCUACCGUUGCCGACCACCUUCGACUUUCAUCCCCAUCUUUCGUAUGCCGCCUCCAACAUCCGUCAGCCACCGUUUGUCAGGCACCGCCGUCGACACCGUCUGCCAGCCUAUUGCAUAUUCCCUCACGGCCACCGAUCCAGCUAAGGAAUAUGGAGGAAACUCAGCAAAUAGAGGAUGCAUCAUCUGAAACCGUCCCAGAUAAAGCAUCGGAAGAGAAUCAUGAAACUCGUGAUGAAAUGCUUUCUAGGCAUAGGAAAGAGAUAUCACAGUUGCAGAACAAAGAAAUUGAACUUAAAAAGGCCGCUGCUAGAGGUAGCAAAGCUGAACAAAAAGUGAAGAAGAAACAGGUGGAGGAAGAGAUAUCUCAACUUUCUGCUAAGCUAAAAAAGAAACACACUGAAGAACUUGCGUCAUUAGGCUAUAGUAACAAGAACAGCAACAGUAAUGGAAAUGAAAAAAACAACCUCGACAAUCUAGUGAAGGCCAUAGCUGGAGUGUCGAUGACAGCUCAAUCUGACCAUUCAAAGCCCAGCAAAAGCACGAAGCGGAGGGAGAAGAGGGCUCAACAAGAGGCGGAAAGAGACAGAAGAAUUGAAGAGGAGCAGAGCAACAUUGUGAGUGAUAGAAUGGUUGAGAAUGAGCAGUUGGAAAAGAAGCUUGGACCUCUUGGUUUGACUGUUCACGAAAUCAAGCCAGAUGGGCAUUGCCUCUACCGAGCAGUCGAAAACCAGCUCGCCUUCCUUUCAGGUGGUUCGCCUCCAUACACAUUCCAAGAACUUCGCAAGAUGGUAGCAACUUAUAUGAGAGACCAUUCACCUGAUUACAUGCCAUUUUUCCUCUCAGACAACACCGAUGAUUCGCUGGCUGAAAGAUUCGAAAAUUACUGCAAGGAAGUCGAGUCAACAGCAGCGUGGGGAGGGCAGCUGGAGCUCGGCGCUUUGACCCAUUGCCUUCAAAAACAUAUCAUGAUAUUUUCAGGAUCCUUCCCUGAUGUGGAAAUGGGGAAGGAAUACAAAUCAGAGGGCUUAGUGAACUCAAGUAUUAGGCUGUCGUACCAUAAGCAUGCCUUUGGACUUGGGGAGCACUACAAUUCUGUGGUUCCUGUAUGAGACCCAAUUGGGCUACUUUGCUUUGGCAUCUAUUCUGCAAUAUCUUUUGAGCCUUGAGUUUGUACCUAAAGGACAAGACUUGUGCUAACAUAUAGAUUGUUCUUUUUGUUUCCUUCCAUAGAUGAUAUUUUGUUUAGCCUUCCUCGAAUUUAUCCGACGAUUAUCCGAAUCGAGUUCUUCUAGUUAUAACAACUUCUAACUUUCAUUUGGUGUUA